This is a messenger RNA of Xyrichtys novacula (pearly razorfish), 2066 nucleotides long. Lineage: Eukaryota; Metazoa; Chordata; Actinopteri; Labriformes; Labridae. The record is from the annotation of a GenBank genome assembly.
AUGUCUGAAAAAGGGACAGAAGUGCUGUUGGAAAUGAAGACCGAUGUAGAAGAUGCUAGCAAAAGCCAUGACGGACUAUCAGAGGAGAUUCUGCUCAAUCCUGACAUUCAAUGCAUCUCAAACAUACUGGAAAACUGCAUCAGUCAGAUUGAGUUUGCUGCAGCUCUUCCUUCCAUUCUAAAGUUUAGCUGUGAAUCUAGUGAUGUGGACAAGGGGUUGAGGAGAGCCCUUGAAGAGCAUCAAGCAUUAACUGAACGACUGGAGACACUAGAGGAUCUCAAAGGGUCAAAUGAAGAUCAAGAGGUGAAAGAUGAAGAAGAAAGAGCUCAGCUCAAAGAGGACUUUCAGAACUCUGUCAGGAAUCUGCUCAGGCUUGUCCGAACCCGUCCAGAUGUCAUUUCUGACUUAAGGGCAGAGCAGAAAAUGCAGAUAGGGGAGAGUGAGUCCAUACUAAUUACAGAGCUAAACAAGUUUCAUGGCCAAAUGAUGGACAAGUUGCUAACCACUGUGGAUCAUAAGCUUAAGCCGGCCCUCUUCAAGCAUCCCACUGCCCUUACCGUCAACAUAGAAAGACAAGAAGCAAAACUAGCAGCAUAUAUGAAGGAAAUAGAUGAAAAGGUAAGACACCUUGGGGGAAUCAAGUCCACUUUAUGUGUAACUUCCUUUGACGCAGCCAGUGGAAAAUAAACCCAUCAGACUUUUCUUAGUCUUAUUAUUUCUUUUAAUUCUGCCUUGUUAGACUGAAGUGUUCUGUCCUUUUGGUUAUUUUUCUGUCUUGCUGUAUUUCCCUGUAUCCCAGAUUUCUCUGCAAAAUAUUGAGAUAGAAAAUUUGACCGGAUCCCUGGAGGAGAAAAAUACUGAAGAAGCCAACUUGUCAAUCGUUGCUGGUCAUCAUGUUAGGGUGCCAAAGAAGAGCCGUUUACAACAGGAAACUGAUCAACUGCAAACGCAGCUCAACAAUUUGAUGCUUGAAAACAGAGAAGCAGAAAGAGUAAUCCAAAAGGUAUUGUUUUUAGAAUUUAACAUUAAGAUUUUUAUAUUUAUUUGUACUUACUUUGUUAUUUAAUUUGGCAUCAUAUCUUUUCUGUCUUGACAGAAAAAUGAUCAAUUGGAGGCAGAAAUUGAAUACUUGCUCCAGAGUUUUGACACAAGGAUAGAAGAAAUCCAGGUACACACUUGGACACCUUUGUCACCACAAAAAGUUAAUAAAAAUAAGGGUUGAAAGCAGGAUUUAAUAAUAGUUCUCAUACUGAUUGAGACUAUGUUCUGAAAGAUUAACAUGUCAGUAAAAACGCAAUAGUUGUUUCACAAUAUACACUUGACCUGAUAUCCAAUUUGAUUUAACAAACACAUGUCAUGUUUUUGCUUUAAUUUUUUUUUAAAUCCUUCUCCUCACCCAACACCAACAUCAUAACUGCCAUAUUUCUGUGUCUCAGGCUGACCUAGAGGUCAGUCAAAUGAAUUAUAAGAAGGACCUUGAGGAGCUGAAGACAUUGGAGAUACCCUUUUCUGUCCUUGAAGUGGAGUUCAACCAGAUCCAAGAGAAGCAUCGUCUUGAGGAAGAGAAGAGAAAGGAGGAGAUGAAAGAGCUGGAGCUGAAGACCAAAGCUGCGCUCUAUGCCCAGGCCUGGUGGAGAGGCUACAGCACCCGCAAAGCAUUGAAGAACAAAGGCAAAGAUAAAAAGGCAAAAAAAGGCAAAGGCAAGAAGACCAAAUAAACCAUUAUAAGUUUAGUUUUUCUGAUGGUACAGUGACAGAUUCUGCUGUGCACAUUUGUCUUUAGAUGCAGCAGUGUAAAUUCUAUAUCGCCGAUGUAAUGUCUGUUUGUGUUCUUAGUAAAGUAGUUAAUACUGCACUGAUUUUUAUUGUUUAAUAUCAGGUAUUGUUUAAAACCUGAAUAGUCCUUCAAAGUACACAGCUUCACUCAAAUUCCAACUGAAAUUAGGUCUAUCAUUCUGAUGGACUGACUCUAUGUUUUUUGCUUCCAUGAAGUACCACAGGGUGGCAGUGCAGACUGCUUGUAAUUACAUUUGUCUGCAGGGCUCAGAGAAAGCCACAGUAGUACC